AUGGCGAGGAACUACGUGAGAGACAACGUGUCCUUGUCCAGAUUCGGCGUGCUGGUGGCCCAGCUGGAAUCUAUAGUGGCUUCAGCAGCCCACAAGCCACCAGACCCACUUCUCUGCUUCGACCUCUUAUCCGAUCUCGUCUCCGCCAUUGAUGAGGAGCCCAAGGAAUCUAUAUUGCUUUGGCAAAGGAAAUGUGAGGACACACUUUAUUCUCUACUGGUGCUGGGUGCUCGAAGGCCAGUGCGGCAUUUGGCAUCAGUGGCAAUGGCGAAGAUUAUAUUAAAGGGAGAUGCAAUUUCGAUAUACUCCAGAGCUAGCACCCUUCAGGGAUUUCUCUCUGAUGGCAAGAAGAGCGAGCCUCAGCGAGUUGCUGGUGCUGCACAAUGCUUGGGGGAAUUGUAUCGCUAUUUUGGGAGACGGAUUAUGUCUGGAUUACUUGAAACAACUAGUAUUGUUGCAAAGCUACUAAAGUUUAAUGAGGAUUUUGUGAGAGAAGAAGCUUUGCACAUGCUUCGCAAUGCUUUGGAAGGUUCUGGUGGGAAUGCUGCUGCUUCUGCUUAUAUGGAGGCAUUCCGUGUCAUUACGCGGAUAGGAGUUGGUGAUAAAUAUUUUACUGUUAGAAUAACUGCUGCAAGAUGUCUGAAAGCCUUUGCAGACGUUGGAGGACCAGGCUUAGGGAAUGGGGAACUUGAGAAUUGUUUAACUUACUGUGUCAAGGCCCUUGAGGAUCCAGUGAAAUCUGUGAGGGAUGCUUUUGCCGAGACAUUGGGAGUGUUGCUUGCUCUUGGAGUGAAUCCUGAUGCACAGGUGCAUCCAAGGGGAAAAGGUCAUGUUACUCGUAAGAAACUUGAAGGGGGUUUGCAGAGGCACUUAGCUUUGCCAUUUGUAAAAGCUAGUGGGCUUCGCUCGAAGGACCUGCGGAUUGGCGUUACCUUAUCAUGGGUUUGCUUUUUACAGGCUAUGUGUUUGAAAUAUCUUCGCCCAGACAGUGAGCUUCAAGACUGUGCUCUCCAGGUCAUGGACAUGCUUCGUUCAGAUACAUCUGUUGAUGCUCAAGCACUGGCUUGUGUUCUAUACGUUCUGCGAGUAGGUGUAACCGAUCAGAUGAGUGAACCUACUCAGAGAGGCUUUUUAGUUUUUCUUGGCAAGCAGCUCCAGUCUUCUGAUUCUACCCCUUCUAUGCGGGUUGCUGCUUUACGUACUCUAGCAUACGUGUUGAAAACAUUGGGGGAGGUUCCACUUGAAUUCAAGGAAGUUCUUGAUGACACAGUUGUUUCAGCACUUUCCAAUAAUUCACAAUUGGUACGACAUGAGGCUGCAUUGACACUUCGUGCAUUAGCCGAGGUUGAUCCCUCCUCUGUUGGUGGCUUGAUUUCUUAUGCAGUGACAAUGCUUAGUGCAGCGAGGGAAAAUGUGUCCUUUGAGAAGGGAUCUAAUUUGAAACGGGAGCUUGAUACUCUGCAUGGACAAGCUGCAGUUUUGGCAGCAUUAGUGUCUAUUUCACGGAAGUUGCCUCUUGGGUAUCCAACAAGAUUGCCCGCAUCCAUACUUCAAGUUUCCAAGAACCUACUGAUAGAAUCUAGUAGGAAUCCUGUAGCAGCUGUUGUAGAAAAAGAAGCUGGAUGGAUACUUCUGUCUUCACUGUUGGCUUCCAUGUCAAAGGAGGAGCUCGAGGACCAAGUCUUUGAUAUUCUAUCUUUAUGGGCUUCUGCAUUUGGUGGGAAUCCAGAACACCACAUCAAUCAAGCACACGAUCUGACAUCAAAUAUAAGUGUGUGGUCUGCUGCCAUCGACGCACUAACGUCGUUUGUAAAAUGUUUUGUUUCUUCUGAUGCUGUUAGCAAGGGAAUUUUACUUCAACCAGUGUUACUAUACCUUAACAGGGCCUUGUCCUAUAUUUCACUACUAGCAGGCAAAGAACAAACAAAUAUAGAACCUGCAAUGAAUGUAUUCAUCAUCAGGGUGUUGUUAACAUAUGAAGCCCUUUCAGAUCCAUCUUCAUACAGAAGUGACCAUUCGCAUAUUAUUCAGAUAUGUACGACUCCUUUUAGGGAACCUUCCAGAUUUGAGGAAAGCUCCUGUUUGAGGUUGUUGUUAGACAAGAGAGAUGCGUGGCUGGGUCCUUGGACUCCUGGAAGGGACUGGUUUGAAGACGAACUUCGUUCAUUUCAAGGGGGAAAAGAUGGCGUAUUGACUUGUGUUUGGGAGAAUGAGCCUUCUAGUUUUCCUCAGCCCGAGACUAUUAGCAAGAUGUUGGUGAAUCAGAUGCUCCUCUGCUUUGGAACCAUGUUUGCUUCUCAGGAUAGUGGUGGGAUGCUGUCGCUUCUUGGCAUGAUUGAACAGUGUCUGAAAACUGGAAAGAAACAAGCUUGGCAUGCAGCCAGUGUCAGUAAUAUAUGUGUGGGGUUACUGGCUGGAUUGAAGACUUUACUCACCCACCGUCACGAACCCCUUGGGAUGGAGAUAUUGACUGCUGCUCAGGCUAUUUUUCAGAGUAUUCUAGCCGAAGGUGACAUUUGUGCAUCCCAACGCAGAGCAUCAGCAGAAGGGCUUGGCUUAUUGGCGAGGCUUGGAAAUGAUGUAUUUACUGCCAGACUGAUGAAACUUCUCCUUGGUGAUGUUGGUGGGAUUGUGGACUCAUACCAUGCUGGUUCAAUUGCUCUUGCACUUGGCUGUAUUCAUCGCAGUGCAGGAGGAAUGGCUUUAUCAAGUUUAGUGCCCACUACUGUGAACUCGCUAUCUUUGCUUGCUAAAAGUUCAAUAGCUAGUUUAAGGAUUUGGUCCUUGCAUGGCCUUCUUUUGACCAUUGAAGCAGCUGGUUUGUCCUAUGUAUCUCAUGUUCAGGCCACACUUGGCCUUGGUAUGGAUAUUCUCUUGUCUGAGGAGAGUGCUUGGGUUGACCUGCAGCAGGGUGUGGGCCGUCUUAUUAAUGCUAUUGUUGCUGUUCUUGGUCCUGAACUUGUGCCCGGUAGCAUUUUUUUCUCACGCUGCAAGUCUGUUGUUGCAGAGAUCAGAUCAUGCCAAGAAACAGCGACACUUACUGAGUGCGUCCGUUUUACGCAACAACUAGUUCUUUUUGCUCCCCAGGCAGUUUCUGUGCAUUCCCAUGUGCUAACUCUUCUCCCGACUCUAUCCUCAAGACAGCCAACUCUGAGACAUCUAGCUUUGUCCACUCUACGACAUCUUAUAGAGAAAGAUCCGGUUUCCAUGAUCGAUGAACAGAUAGAAGAAACAUUGUUCCAUUUGCUUGAUGAGGAAACCGAUUCAGAGAUUGGUAAUUUAGCACGUACCACGAUCGUGCGAUUGCUCUAUGCAUCAUGCCCAUCAUGCCCAUCUCACUGGAUGUCGAUAUGCCGAAACAUGAUUCUUUCUACAUCGUUAAGAAGAGAUGCCAGCGGUAGCAAGCAUUUGGAGAAUGAUUCUUCAAGUGGUCUAGAUGGUGAGAAAAGUUUGAAUUUUGGAGAUGAUGAUGAAAACAUGGUUUCUAGCUCCGAAGGUCCACCAGUUCAGGGUUACGCUCUCGACUAUUCUGGUUUGAACCUUUCAAGAGAUAAGCACCUCAGAUAUCGCACGAGAGUUUUUGCUGCUGAGUGCUUGAACCAUCUUCCUGGAGCAGUUGGAGAAAAUCCUGCUCACUUUGACCUCUCUUUGGCAAGACAACAACCUGCUAAGGGACCAUUUCCUGGAGAUUGGCUGGUUCUUCAAUUGCAAGAGCUCAUUUCUCUUGCAUAUCAGAUAAGUACAAUUCAGUUCGAGAACAUGCGGUCUAUUGGUGUCUCUCUUUUAUGCACCAUUAUGGACAAGUUUGCUGCAAUACCAGACCCUGAGCUACCUGACCACCUCCUCCUGGAGCAGUAUCAGGCACAACUGGUAUCUGCGGUUCGGACUGCAUUGGACUUCUUGUCAGGACCAACCCUAUUGGAAGCAGGCCUACUUCUAGCUACUAAGAUAUUCACAAGUGGAAUUAUUAGUCGAGAUCAAGUUGCAGUCAAAAGAAUAUUUUCAUUGAUUUCGCGUCCACUAGAUGACUUCAAUGACCUAUACUAUCCAUCAUUUGCUGAAUGGGUCUCAUGCAAGAUCAAAAUAAGGCUUCUGACUGCCCAUGCCUCCCUCAAAUGUUACACGUAUGCUUUCUUAAGAAGACAAGGAGAUGAGAUAUCUGAUGAGAUUAUAGCACUGCUACCUUUAUUUUCUAAAAACUCUAGUACACUGGGAAUUUAUUGGCUGGCUCUUUUGAAGGAUUACAGCUAUGUUCGCUUCCGAGUGUAUUCUAGGAAAAAUUGGAAACCAUUUCUUGAUGGAAUUCAGUCAUCAGUAGUUUUAGCUCAGUUGCAGCCAUGUUUAGAAGAAGCCUGGCCAUUGAUUCUGCAAGCACUGGCACUGGAUGCGUUUCCUGCAAAUUCGAAUGUGAAUGGAUCUUCAACAAGUUAUGAUAGACUAGAAAAUAUCUCCACUUCUGGAUACAGCAUGGUUGAGUUGGGAUUGGCUGAAUUUCAAUUUCUGUGGGGAUUCUCCCUACUAGUUCUAUUUCAGGAGCAAGAUAUGACUCUUGGUGAACGGAUAAUACCAGCGAGUUUUAUAAAAUCCAAAUUCAGCAGCGACAUCCCUGUUGAAGAUUCAAAUUCUCUGUCUUCAAAGUUAUAUGACGUUUUAUUAGCUGUUUUUCAAUUUAUGUCCACCGAAAGAUUCUUCACCGCAGGAUUUCUCACUUUGGAUGCUUGCAAAGAAUUAUUACAGGUCUUUUCAUAUUCUAUUUUCAUGGAAGAUACAUGCUAUAGUUUUUCAGUCUCCGUCUUGUCACAGAUUGUGCACAACUGUCCCAAGGAUUUCCUUGAAGUAGAGAAUUUUUCAUAUCUGGCAUCGGAACUGUGUUUGACUUUUCUUUUUAAACUCUUCCAAAGUGAUGUAAAUUCUCAAUACUCUUCAAAUUGGGAGAAGAUGAUUUCUGUCCCUCUUGACAUAGCAGCAACUUUAUUGGAACGUUUUGAACCUCAGAUGCAGCUAAAAUUAUUGUUGCCUUUUCUGUCGAUUGGUUAUAAGUGCAUUGGAAAAUCAUCAACUAAGUCGUGCCUUUCAAGUGCUAACGACUUCGUGCAGUCAAUCAUUUCUUUAUUGAAGAGACAUGGAAAAUCUGAACUUGGGGCUGAUGGCAUUAGCCACUUUCAAACAAUAAGCAGAGCUUGUCUAAAUGCAACUGCAAGUCUAACUAAUGACUGCAUCCAGAGAAUUCAUCAAUUGGAAUAUAAGAGGUCUAACUCAUGCAAGAUGCUGCACACGAAGCUUGCAUUUUCCGUUGAACAAAUUUUUCAGUUUGCCAUGCUAGCAUUUGAAUUCGAAGGUCCCGGAGAAGAUGCAGAAAGCAAUCCCAUCUUAUUUGCAGUUCUGCAUCAUGGCAUUCAAUGUGUCCGAGCUGUUCUUACUGAUUCUGACAUACAGAUUCAAGCAAUUGGGUUGCAAGUAGUAAAAGUCAUUCUACAUAAAGGAAGCAGUGCAGAAUUUAAUAAUUUUUCGAUUUUUUUUGUUGGGGAGCUUGUUGGAGAUUUGUUUAUUAUAAUUCAGAAAAUUUUGGAGAAACCUAUCAACAGAGAAGCAGUGGCUAUUGCAAUGGAGUGUCUGAAAAUUCUAAUGCUUCUCCAAACUCUUUCAAAAGCUAAUGAUUAUCGGAAAGAACUUGUAAAUCUGCUUUUGGAAGCUGUUCUCAUGAUCACAUCAGAUGGUACUCUUUCUCAGGAAGCUAAUGAAUUACAAAGUGCAGCUGUAAAACUUGUUUCGCAACUCGCUCAAAUUUUUAGGUCAGCAGCUUAUAUCAAGGAUAUUUUAUUGGCAAUGCCUGCUAUAAGAAGACAGCAGCUCCAGGAUUUAAUCCGUGCAUCUAUGACACAAGGUCAGAACCCGACACCAGUGACAUCCUCACUUCCACCCUUAGUGAUAAAGUUACCUUCACAGACACAGGAAAAUAAAGAGAAAAAUCCCUCUCCAUUAGCCGCUCCAAAAGAGUCUGAUGACAUUACUGAGGAAGAGGAAGAAGAUGAUGAUUGGGAUGCUUUCCAGUCUUUUCCGGCUUCCAAAAAUGAAGCUGUUCCAACUCCAGAAAGAGACUCCUCAGUUUCAGAUUACAUUAGUAUCGAAAAGGAUGUUAAAGGACACUCUACUUCCCCAUCUUCUAACAAGGUGGAAGAACUCGCUGUUGAAGACGACGACAUGUUUGAAGGGGAAAUUGCGUUUCACAGAGCGAAUGAUAGCAGCGAUCAAAUAAAAGAAUGCUCUGAUCCCGGAGAUGAUUCCCAUAAUGCUCAUCAAUCUGAUGAUUUCCAUCGGGAUAGUGAUACAAUGUUAUCAAGCUGUGAUGAAAAAAUCGUGCCUUCUAUCCCAGUUUAUCAAGCGGCAGAAAAAAACAUGGAUCCAUUUCCCCAUGGAGGCAAGACAAUUGAAGUAGUGACCGGCGGGGAGAAUGAUCGGUCUUUAUCAGAUGAUCAAAAUAUUGAAGACGAGGAAGUUCAUAGCAAGCCAUCUGAUGUAUAUCGUGAUGAACAUGGAUUGGGAUCUUUCAAUGAACUUCAACCUGCUGAAUUUGCAACAGGAGAUGCUAAGCCAUCUGACGAUCACCAUCUGGAAGAUGCAGAUAUCACUGACCAUGGCAAUAGCUCAGCCUUAUCCAAUUCUGAUUCAGCCAAAGAUAAAGGUGAAAUCCAAGUUGACGAAUCAGAAACUGAUGACCAAAGAAGGGUAGCCAAGGUCAUAAACGGUGAUAAAGUUACCUCUGACAUCAAUACUUCUGAUACUGAUUCCCACAGGAAAACUAAUCAUACACAUUGA
Messenger RNA from Fraxinus pennsylvanica, 6816 nucleotides. NCBI's taxonomy places the organism in Eukaryota, Viridiplantae, Streptophyta, Magnoliopsida, Lamiales, Oleaceae. The record is from the annotation of a GenBank genome assembly.